This is a messenger RNA of Nematolebias whitei (Rio pearlfish), 1037 nucleotides long. RefSeq names its product peptidylprolyl isomerase B (cyclophilin B) (gene ppib). Bases 113 to 763 code for a protein of 216 amino acids. The transcript is spliced from 5 exons. NCBI's taxonomy places the organism in Eukaryota, Metazoa, Chordata, Actinopteri, Cyprinodontiformes, Rivulidae. The record is from RefSeq and is a predicted model, not a curated record. Gene Ontology annotation, molecular function: peptidyl-prolyl cis-trans isomerase activity. Gene Ontology annotation, cellular component: intracellular membrane-bounded organelle. Gene Ontology annotation, biological process: protein peptidyl-prolyl isomerization; protein folding.
GCGGAUCCGCCUGAAUUCCAGAGGUCCGUGUCCCCUCCCCCUCCCCCCACGGACCACCUAUAAAGGUAACAACUAGCAGGCCGACUCCCGGCUGUUCGUUCCUCCCUCGUUGAUGGUUAGACUGUGCGAAAGAAAGAUGAAGUUCCUCGUGGCGGUUACGGUCAUUGUGGGGUCCCUGAUUUUUCUCGCUUUCCCCAACGGUUCGUCUGCUGACGAGAAGAAGAAAGGCCCCAAAGUGACGGCUAAGGUUUUCUUCGACAUCAAGAUCGGAGAGGAAGAAAUCGGAAGAGUCGUCAUUGGUGUGUUCGGGAAAACCGUUCCCAAAACCGUUGACAACUUUGUCGCCCUGGCAACGGGAGAGAAAGGAUUCGGUUACAAGGGCAGCAAAUUCCACCGAGUCAUCAAGCAGUUUAUGAUCCAGGGUGGAGACUUCACCAGAGGAGACGGCACCGGAGGUAAAAGCAUCUACGGGGACCGUUUCCCAGACGAGAACUUCAAGCUGAAGCACUACGGCCCUGGUUGGCUCAGCAUGGCCAACGCUGGGAAGGACACCAACGGCUCCCAGUUCUUCAUCACCACCGUUCAGACCCCGUGGCUCGACGGCAAGCACGUGGUCUUUGGAAAGAUUCUGGAGGGCAUGGAUGUGGUGUCGAAGAUCGAGAGCACGAAGACGGAUGGCCGAGACAAACCUCUUAAAGACGUCGUCAUCUACAGCUGUGGUAAAAUCGAGGUGGAGAAGCCGUUUGCCAUUGCCAAGGAGUAGAGCGGAGCUGUCCGGAGACCGAGGGGAGUCGGGCUGGGAGGGGGUGUUGGAGGAAUUGUGCGGGCCGCUUGGUUUUAUCGUUGACAGCCCUGAUUUCCAGGAUCAUUCACAAUAAGUGGCGGCCAUUUUAACCCACCGGAACAGAAUAAUUACGAUCAUGACGAUCUGGGUCCAUUCAGCGACGAGCAUUCCAAGGUGCAACUAACAGUUCAUUGUUGGGCUAUUUUGUAAGAAAAUGGAGUGAAAUUUGAAAUAAAUGUUUCAAGUUUUAUUA